This is a messenger RNA of Cylicocyclus nassatus, 800 nucleotides long. NCBI's taxonomy places the organism in Eukaryota, Metazoa, Nematoda, Chromadorea, Rhabditida, Strongylidae. The record is from the annotation of a GenBank genome assembly.
AUCACGGAGUGUUAAAGCUUAUGGCCGAGCAGUUCUUGUCCUGUGACAAUAUGAAAGUUCAUCCAGUGAAAGAUUCCAAGAAAGAGCCACCACCGAUGAUAGUGCUGUCCACAGCAGCUCUAGCCACAGAUGAUUCUAAAUUUCGUUGUCGGCGGGCGAAACCGCCAAUGCCAAAAUUGUGCUGUUUCAUACCCGUCAAAGCAGCUUCCAUAUUCGGUGUUGCUUUGACGGUUUUGCUGUCAGUUGCUGUCUACGUCUACUGUGUGGUGUAUUUGUUAAAUAUGAAGAACCCGGAUGUGGAUGUGUCACGAAUGAUAACGUUCCUGUCGGUAGCACUUGUGAUAAUCCUACUAUUCGCUGCACUCUUCCUCUGGGGACUGUUUGCAAAGCGACGCAAUUUGAUGCUUGCUUUCACUACUCUGUCCUGUUUCCUACUUUUUGCUGUCGUUGGCACCUUGAUCGCCACAUUAGUGACAAGUGGAGACGAAUUCAAUUCUGCUGUGAGAAAAGCUGAAGGAGAUGGCCAUGGCCACCCGACUGUGGCUGAUCUUGUGAUCUUUAGGGUCGUUCUCGUGGUAACAGCUUUAGUGCUUGCCAUCGAAGUCUACGCCUACAUUCGGAUGUUUGUCUAUAUAAAAGCUGUACGAAGGAGUUUGCCUCGGUAGAAACAUCGUGGUCCCUUCCCACUCCCUCCCCUUUCUGCCCCUUCAAAUAUGCAUUCCCAACCCUAACUCAUCCUUGCCUUAACCGUGCCUUCCACCCGGUACCGUGCACCUUUUUUAGGACUAAUGAUCUGCCAG